This is a messenger RNA of Epinephelus fuscoguttatus (brown-marbled grouper), 5198 nucleotides long. It is a transcript of the gene lg24h7orf57, whose product is annotated as linkage group 24 C7orf57 homolog. Bases 99 to 755 code for a protein of 218 amino acids. The transcript is spliced from 8 exons. Lineage: Eukaryota; Metazoa; Chordata; Actinopteri; Perciformes; Serranidae. The record is from RefSeq and is a predicted model, not a curated record.
CAGGAAGUCGGCAGCAGGUGCCACAGGAAGUGUGUGCGGUUCAUCCUUUGCCUGCAGAAUAAGGGGGAGCUAACGAUUGUCUGAUAUCUUCAGCUGAGAUGAGCACUGCGGUACCCAACCAUCGGAGGACCAAGCCCGGUGGGAUAAAGACCGGGGUUGUGACCAGCGGCGUGACUGGGCCGACCUCCCAGAUCCCCGGUCUGUCCCAGACUGCAGAUGAAACGUCUCCGGUGGAGAGGAUCAGCGGACGGCGAGUUGGGAUCUUUGAGUCAGACUCGGAGUAUGUCAAGCUGGCGAAGGGAGGAGGGCACAAAGGGCUGUUGAGUCAUGAUGCUGAUUCUGAUGACCAACCCAGGAAGCCGUACAACCCACCCAACUGGUUCGGAGGUGAUGAGUCAAAGAGCGGAAGCAAAGUGGUGUCUCCUGAUGGCGUGACGAAGGCGGCCAUGCGGCCUCUGAACGCCCCGUUUGGCACUGAUAACUGUUCGUCCUGGGAAAGAGACGAUAGAGUUUCCCCCUCUAAUGAGAAGAUGUCUCCUGAUGGCGUCGCCAGUCAGCUUGAGGGUCUCGCUGUGACCAACAAAUACAAGAGAACGUCUUAUGAGAAGAAGGCUCCUCCAGUCAGCAUGUCCAAGCUGCUGAGUCAUGGCUACGUUGAGGAGAAGAAGAAGUCUCCCACUGACGACGAUGCCUCAAGUGUGACCUCAGAUCAGACCAGCACCGUCGCGACGGAGGAUGUGGACGACCUGGAGUAGAGUGCACAGGUGCUGGUCUUGAGGGAAAGGGGGUCAUCCUAACACUGGUUCAUGGUUUCCACAAGAUCCACGAACACACCACUCCGCCCCUCUCGGAUUCACUCGCGUUUAUUGUACAUCCACUGACUGUUAGGUUUUGUACUCAUGUUUAUGCAACGGUACUGUCCUCUCUAUUUAUUUGCUUUGAUUUGUAAAGAAGAAUCCACACAGAUUUUGUUGAGUAGACGUGUCGGUGCUCGCGGUAUCCUUUAUUUCUGUAUUGUCGUUUCUCGAUUUGAAAGACGAGUUGUGCACGGGGCAGGAAACUAACUCUGUUUGGAUGCAAACUGGAGACCUGUUAGUUUCCCUCCCUGGUUGUAUGAAGAUCGAGGUAGUGAAUUUAAAGUGUUUGUGCUUAAUGAAAUGUGGUUCCAGUGACGUGAAAUAUUAUUUGUUUCAAUUAAGGGCUCCUGCUCUCUGAAGGGAAUUUGGAGGUCUGUGUGUUUUCAGUUGUGGGGGUGGAAACGAUCAUUCGUAGAGACAGCCACCCUGCAGCUGUGACCACAUGCCAAAGUGCAUACUGAUGGCCACGGCCGCCAGAAAGGGCCAACAAGGAUUUUUUUUUAGGUUGAUGCUCUGCGAAAGGUUGCUCUUCCCUCCUGUCCCCUCCGUAAUUGGCUCCCUAAAAUCGAGAAACAUCCCUCUUUUACUGUACAAGCAUUCUUGUGCGAUAAUCAGGAUAAAAGCCCAUUCACAAGCCUGAUAUUAAAGAACUAAAUUAACUCAUGGGAUGUUUACAAGUCUCCAGAAGAUUUGAAUACUAUCAGGUGCUGCAAGAUCAAUUUUGUUGUCACUGUUUAUUAGGAAGCUCACCAGGAAAUCGGUGCCAAGUGUUUGAUGCCAGUCCAAAUGUGUCAGAAGCUUGCCAAUGAUAGAACUGAACUGGGUUUAUUCUGCAUGCUAAAGCCGUUCAGUGUUAUCUUAUUGCAUUCUCACUCAGCCUAAUAAACCCCAAACUCAUGCAGCAACAGAUAAAGCAUUCUGGGACAUUUUAGGAGGGGGGGGGCGGCCACCUUCAGCAGACUGCCAAGCUGAAAGUCAAGUCCAGCGUAAUUCCCUGUGAAGAUUAACGCAGACGAGUUUUUAAAAAGUGAGUUCUGAACGUGCCAACCAAGCAGUUUUUCCCUGCUCACGCAGUGUUUUGACUUUGUAGACAUCAGUAGGAGAAGUUAGUGUUAGUGCACUGCCUGAUCACACCGAACCCUCCAACUCAUGACGUGUUUACCCAGCGGAUGGGAGUUUAUUCUGCUCAGAUGAGAGACGUGGUUACUGCUGCAACAUUUUUGUGCCAGAAAACUUUACUGUCACAGACCUUUAGUCCUAUACAUAGGAACAAGAGCUUGCCACGAGGUUUUGCCUGACGUCUACCAAGACAUUCUUAUAUUUUACUCAGUGAAAUAAUCUUACCUAUUUUAAAAGUUCAUUUUAUGUGCGUAAAUUCCUUAAUACUUCCAGUAGCAAUUGAGAAAUGUGGAAUUAACAACCACCAAAUUGACUGAAAUAGAAACAUGUAUUAUCAUGUGUCGUUAUUUGCUGAUUCACACUGUUUCCUUGUCUCUAGACCCCAGUCGUCAUGUCAGCAUCGCGCUCGCGUGAUGUCAGCGUUCACACAACACUGAAGCCGCUGUCUAUAGUGUCAGUCAUCAGAAGAGCAGCCAAGCUUUCAGUCCAGUGUGCAAUUUUUCACCCUUUAGGUCACAGCUUUCUUCGAGCCCCGACCGAUGGCUGUCCCUAAUUAUUUUGACACUGGAUAAGGAUCUCACACCAGACAUAAUCCUGUUGGCUCUGAUAAAGAUUGAGAAGAUGACGAGAUCAAAAGAACUUUAUUUGUAUACCACUUUUUAAAACGCUUAACACAUUGAGAUCAGGAUAACACAAUGCAGAAUCAAAAAAUGAAAAGCGUCAUCAGGGUUGGAAAUUAACUUUUCUUCUACCAGCCACUCAGUAGAUUGUUUUUUUUUUUGUCUGGUGCGUAAAGCAAAACUAGUAGCUACUUGCACACUCUACCAGCAUUCAGCGUUUGUGUAUAUUGUCAAAAUAUAGAUGUGAGCGUGCACAGAAAAACACUAAAUCCAGUUUACUAAAAAAGGCCUUUUAAGACAUUCAAAGUCAUAAAUUUGCCUUGCCUUUUGUCGGCAGUAAAAUCAGAAAAUAUUUCUGUAUCUGUUUGUGUCGGAACAUUUUUUUUGACACCUACAAACUGAAAGUGUGAUUGAUUUGACAGGAUGUUCAUUCCUUUUUUUGAGGAGCUGUAGAAAACACUAGCCCCUUUUACACUGCCUGUUCAAGGCGGGAACAUCGUGCUGUUAUGCCGCCUCGCCGUUCUAUAUACAAGGUAUGACAGUGCAAAGAGGGGGGGACAGAGUUUUGUCGCCUUUAAGUCGCCACGGGAGGUAGUAUGAGCGCCGAAGUGAUGUCUGUAUAAACAGGACAGCCUGCAAGAUGGGUUCAAGGGCAGCACGGGUGUGACAUUUUGACGAUGUGUUCGCUGUGCGGCCCACCUAGAGAUUUAAAAAGUUGCUGUUAGCAGUUAGAAGCUAACUCAAAGAAGAACAGCGGCUGUAAAUUGGGAAGACAGUAAGAUUCGGGAGCUCCUUACCCUCUGAGCAGAGGACGAGAUCAGGCGCCAAUAACCAACACAUUCUCACUCCAGCCUCGUCACAUGUCAACAUUUGGUCAUGGACUUUCCAUGUCCAGAUAGAAUGUGAAAGGGUGUGUUGGUUGUUGACGUUCUGGGACUCCAUGUGCAGUUCAGCCUGUUACAUGCAUUGUCUUCUUUCAAAAUCAGCGCACUACAUCAGCAAAACACUUCACUUCAACAACUACGGUUGGGUUUGACCCAUUCACCACCCCUCCUGCCCACCCUACUCGGACGUUCGUCGCCUUAACUUUCGUUCGUGACAAUGGUAAAGAACAGCUUUUUCGUCAGUGUCUGACACUCAUGGGUUACAUGUCACUCCCAUCAUGUGUCUUUUGAGUGACGUAAUGCCGCUGUCGUUUGAUUCUGUGUAAAAAUGCAAAGGAGGCGUGAAGAAGGACUUCGUAGCGGCGUGUUGUGUGAUCUCUGUGUAGAAAGGGCUACUGUCACUUUCCCUAGCUACAGGAACUAGGGAAGCUCAUCGUCUCAUAAUGGGCAAAUGUCAAUUUUAGCAAGAACUUAAUUAAGCUCAGUUACUAAUCGGUCAAUAUAUCAGUUGUCUGUGUCUAGGUUGCAUUAAUUUAAUUGGUUAUGUCAUUAGGAUUUAUUGUUAUAUACUGCUGGGAACCACUGAAAAGAUUUCUAGGCCACAUUGUCCCAACUAAAACGGGUAUUAAAUUCCAAUUUAUGUGGUGAUAACAAGGUCUUAAAACAUCUUAAAUUUAACUAGGAGAACUGUGGAGCAACACAGACAAAAGAAAUGUGGCAUGAGGGUUUAGUUUGGACGGUGCUCACACAGUUGGCCUCCUAAACCCCAGCAGACAAUAGAAACGACUCCACCUCUUCGUCCUCUGUUUGUUUGCAGAAUUAGUUUGACUGUCAGGAUGUCUCAAAACCAGGUAAUGGAUUUCUGUGACACUUGAUGGACAGUUCAGCCUUAAGUCAUUUAACAGUUCUAAUUUCUUAGCCGUGAGCGUGAACCUGACGGUGACAGUAAAAUCCUAAUCCUACAGGGACAUUUGUCGGGCGGAGAAAAUGCUCUUAAAAAUGAAAAGGACAGGAAUGAUUUAUUUGGGUGUAACGGCGAGAUUAAAGCUCCGAGUUUGUCCUAGUAAAUCCAACACAUUCAUCACCUGCGUCUCAGAAAUGAUGCAGCAGCAGCAGACUCUCAUUGGAAAAGAAUUUACUCUUACAAGAGAUGUGUCAUGUUCAACACAGGUUUAGGCUUGUCACUUUUUUUUCCAGCACAAUAUAUUUAAGCAAUGAUGCAUUAUUUAUCUGUUACGUGGUAUUAAAAAGUGUUGUUCCGAAAACUGGAUUUUAUUUUGCAGUAGACAGAAUAGCGAAUGUAUCAUCUUUUUGUUUUUGCUUCAAAUGACGGGUUUAUUUUUAUGAUAAAUAUUCAGGGUACAGUAUUUACAGUUAAAAAUAGUGUUUCGUCAAGUUGCAUCCUCCUCUCCCAGUGCGAGUUGGUGACAUAUCCGUUUACAAACAAAUAGCGGGAACCUUUAGUGGCUUAACUUUGCAAAAGUCCUCCCUGCGGUCUUGUCAUCUUGCUUUUUGAUCUGCAAGUGGUAUGCGUUCAUUUUUACAUGCGAGUGUACCAGAAGAGACUGAAGAAGGCAGCUUUUCAACAGAAGAUCCCUCAAGUGUUUGUGUUGUGAGGAGAAAUCCACCUGACACGACUCAAUGUAACGACCCCGCUUAUCUUGAUGACUGCACACAGACUCUUAAUUAUCAUUUCAAUAAAUGGGCAUGUGCAUGUA